Molecule: messenger RNA, 3121 nt
Organism: Orbicella faveolata
Lineage: Eukaryota; Metazoa; Cnidaria; Anthozoa; Scleractinia; Merulinidae
Molecular function (GO): protein binding
Source: RefSeq, a predicted model, not a curated record
UCUUUUAUUAUUUUAGUUACUUCCUCAUAGCUUGCAAGGGAUCUUCCCUUAACCCGACGUUUCCUAUGGUGUCCUCAGUCCGAAAAGAAGAGUGAAUGUGUAACCAGUAAGAACAUUCCUUGGGCACCAAGCGCUUCCAGCGAUGUCUUUACAGGGAAAGGAGUCAGAAUCAUCGAGCUCUUCCCAGGAAUCCAGUGGAGGAGAAUUUCAAGAAAAUAGUGAAGCACACUCAUCAUCAGGAAGAUUAAAAGUUACUUUCCUGGCAUCAGAAUGGAGAUCAAGUAAAGGAGGACUUUCCACUUUAAACAGAGAGUUAGCAAUAAACGUUGCAAAAAGUCCUAAUGUAGAGGUCACCUUCUUUGUUCCACGAUGCAAUGACGACGACAAGAAAGCAGCUCUUGGCCACAAGAUUAAUCUUGUUCAAGCAAAAAGGCUGGUUGGUAUGGAUGAGUUGACAUGGCUUAACUUUCCACCAAAUGAUUUACAAAUUGACAUAGUUGUUGGUCACGGUGUCAAGCUCGGUCCUCAAGCACAAGUUAUACGAAAGUCACACCAAUGUAAAUGGGUUCAGGUUGUCCAUACUGCCCCUGAGGAACUUGGGAUGUAUAAGACAUAUUCGAACCCAGUAUCUGUGAACGAAAAAAAGCAUGAAACGGAAGUCGCACUUUGUAAAAUGGCUGACUUAGCUGUUACUGUUGGACCCAAAUUGAGUGAGGCUUUUCGUGCUUAUCUUCGCGGCUGCAAGAAAGAUCAAAUGGUAGUUGAAUUUACUCCUGGAAUUUUGGCUGAAUUUUCUGAAGUCCACCAGGUUGUUGAUGAAAGGGAAAAAUUCCGAGUUCUGGUUUUUGGGCGUGGCGAUGACGAAGAUUUCGAAUUGAAAGGAUUUGACAUUGCAGCCAAAGCUAUUGCUACCUUAGAUGACACACAUCUUAUUUUUGUUGGUGCACCAGAUGGAAAGCAAGACGACGUUAAAAUUCGUCUGCUCAAGUGUGGCAUCCUUGCUCAGCAUCUAACUGUUAGAACCUAUUUACAAAGCCGGGAGGGUUUGAAAAACUUACUUUGCGAAGUGGAUCUUGCAAUCAUGCCUUCGAGAACGGAGGGAUUUGGCUUGACAGGUCUUGAAGCCUUAUCAGCUGGUCUGCCCAUUCUUGUAAGUGGAAACUCCGGGUUUGGAGUUGCACUGAGUAAAGUACCUUUCGGUUCAUUUUUUGUGAUCGAUUCAGAGGAUUCCGAGACAUGGGCCAAAGCUAUCAAGGACGUCGGGAAGAAAGACAGGUUUAACCGUCUUCAGGAGUCCAAAGGAUUGCGUGCCUCAUACGACAAUAAGUACAAUUGGGAAGCCCAAACUAAAUCUCUCAUUAGUAACAUGGCCCGCAUAAUUGAAGAUUCUCCAGCAGCUAAUCCGAGCUCUUCAAGAAGAACAGCACUGGCUCAACAAACGGAAGUCAUGAGUGAGCGUCCUCCAGGUACCCUACCCAUUGUACUCAAAAUGAACAGUGUUGAAUUUCGAAAUGCACAAAGCAGAGAUCCUGUGCAACAAGAGGAAGCCAAGCGGCUUGUAAUGAAGGAGAUGACAAAAUGCUUUCUUGAGACACAUGCAUCUCAAGUCCCGGUUGAGAACUACCUUCUUUGUCUUGAUUACUAUUUAAAAGGAGCUCUCGACUUAAAAGUAAGAGAAGCAAUCGAGGGAAGUUUGCUGAUAACAGUGGAAUGCAGGACUCUGGAUAUUCUCGAACGUCUGUGGGAAGACUACUGUUCUGGUAAUUUGAAUGCAGAAGCCGAGGAACGCCUUUUGACAGACGAUAUCAAGAGACGGUUUGAUGUGGAAUUCGUUAAGCUGGAAACAACUAUUUUGGAAAACGAUUACCUGGCUUGCAAGCUGUUCCUAAUGGACAAAUCAAAAGCGAACCAGGACUCGUCAUUGAAGGAAGAUGAAUCACUGCCCCAAGACCAUGCUGACCAAGCUGCUAAUGAAAUUCAGUCUCAAACAGCUGAAGAAGCUGAACCAAUGACGGUCCACUUUGCAGUAAAUUGUAAGUUACAAUCUUUUUUAAGUAGUCACGAAUAUCAACAAAACAUAAGCCACUGAUCAAAUACUUUUUAUGUGCCCUUAGGUCCAGGACAAAUUUGAGGCAUGCAAUCGAGAAGAAAGCCACAGAUAUUUUUAAGUUUUAAGAGUGAAUGUUAGUAAAAAUCAAUGGAAAUUCUAAAAAUGUGGCCACGGUCGAAAAAUCGAUUUCGCUCAUACUUUGCCAGUUUGAAGGCCUAGGUAAGUAACUAAAGGAAAUCAAGUUAGUUUUUUGAAAUAUCCAAUAUAACGGCAGAAAUUCACGAAAAACGGUCAUUUUACCGAAAGCUCAGAUUUCACCUCGCGAUAAUCCGAAAUUGUACACUUUUCAGCUUCUUGUUACACAGACGUUUACAUCGCUGUGAAACAUUCUCAACUUUAAAUGAAUACAUUGAUUCUUCCCUAAUCAAAAUAUAAUGAUUAUUUUCAUUUCUUGUGUUUCCUGAGCGAACUGAGCCCCGAUAAAGUAGACAUACUUUUCAAAUAGAAACAAAACUCAAAAGUUAUGUAAAUUCAGUGAGGAAAAAAGCUGACCGGUGGUGCUUCAAAUCGUCUGAUCUUCUAGCAAAAGACAGUUCAGUCACUGAAUUUUAGGUUUACAGUUUUAUUUUUGUGAGAUCUACUAGCAAUUUUGCAUGAAUGCCGAUCAAAAUUCGAGAAAAUUGUAGUUCAGCCCCUUUGAAAUUUGCAAUGUAACACAACACGCUAAAAUAGGUAGAAACAUUUUUGUUCGCUUGAGACAGGGAAAUCAAAGCAUAUUAAUGUCUUAAACAUUUGAAACGCUUUAAAAGUAGUAUUUAACUUAAUAGCCGACAAGAAUUUUAAAAAAAAAACGAAAAAGAAACACCUAACUUUUAAAUCGCACUCUCCUGAUUUCUUUCGCUGGCCAGUGUCACGCUCGGGCAACUAAAAAUUUGAAACCAUUGGUUCACCGUUCAAAAUGAGUCAAAUUUUAAUAAGAUCUUUGCUGUUGAUGUGCAAAACCUUGCAUUAAUAAAAGAGAAUUGCCUAGUUAAAGUGCCACUAACCCCAAAAUUGUUUUCCCUAAUAUAA